Molecule: messenger RNA, 603 nt
Organism: Orbilia oligospora ATCC 24927
Lineage: Eukaryota; Fungi; Ascomycota; Orbiliomycetes; Orbiliales; Orbiliaceae
Exons: 5
Coding region: 1-603 (200 amino acids)
Cellular component (GO): nucleus; cytoplasm
Molecular function (GO): protein folding chaperone; protein-folding chaperone binding
Source: RefSeq, a predicted model, not a curated record
AUGAGUUUUAACUUAAUUGACCUUGAUUUCUAUGCGAUCCUGGGUGUCUCGACCUCUGCAACGCAGGAUGAGAUCCGCAAGGCUUAUAAAGUACAGUCUCUCAAGACUCAUCCCGACAGAGUUGCUGUAAACGAUCCUACUCGUACUGAACGGACCAAGAAGUUCCAAGAAGUCCAAGAGGCGUACUACACCCUUUCUGACUCUGCACGCCGCCGUGACUAUGAUGCAAGCAGGGCGUAUAACCCACCUCGUGGUUCGCCGUCAUGGCGGGAUAGCCAGUUCGGUGAUAUCUUCGAGGAAAUGAUGAGAGAUGAGGGACUACAAGAUGCCGACGACCCAGAAGCUAGGAAGAAGGCAACAGGUCGGUUUUACGGAAUCAUGGGAGGCGUCAGUGGUGCCGCUUUAGGAUUUAUCGUUGCCAACUUUCCAGGCAUGCUUGCGGGUGCCGUCGCAGGUAAUCGGCUUGGUGCGGUGCGAGAUGCGAAGGGGAAGUCUGUCUACGAAGUCUUUCAAGAAUUACCGCAGGGUGAAAAGGCCAAGGCGAGUUUCCAUCUAUUGUCCGAUCUUGCUAUGAAGGUUCUGUCCCAAGUUGUGACAGCUUAG